UUCAUAAUAUAAGCCUUCUAAAUUACAAAGUUACUAAAGUCUUUUUCUUAUUAAAUCUCAAUGGCUUCUUAUGCUAUGUCUCUCCAAUCCAUCUCUAUGACAAGUCUCAACAAUCUCUCAUGUAAUAACCAACAAUCUCAUCGUACCUCUCUUCUCGGUUUCUCUAAAGCCUUCCAGAGUCUUGGGAUCUCAUCUAACGGUCAAGAUUCAACUCCCAAGAACCUCACUAUGUCUCGAGCUCUCUCCAAGAACUCUGGAGACACCCAACAUUCCAGACCAAAUUCAGGUAAAGUUCAAGAACUAAGCGUGUACGAGCUCAACGAACUAGACCGACACAGUCCAAAAAUCCUCAAAAACGUAAUGAGCCUAACGUUCGGUCUCGGAGACCUCGUCCCAUUCACCAACAAACUCUACACCGCAGACCUCAAGAAACGCGUGGGAAUCACCGCCGGUCUCUGCGUCGUGAUACAACACGUCCCUGAGAAGAAAGGUGAUCGGUUCGAAGCUACUUACAGCUUCUACUUCGGAGACUAUGGUCACCUGUCCGUACAAGGACCGUACCUGACCUACGAGGACUCGUUCCUCGCUAUUACUGGUGGCACUGGAAUCUUUGAAGGUGCCUACGGACAGGUCAAGCUUCAACAGCUCGUGUAUCCGACAAAACUGUUCUACACUUUUUAUCUUAAGGGUCUUGCUGGUGAUUUGCCGGCGGAGCUCACCGGAGUUCCUGUUCCUCCGUCGAAGGACGUGAAGCCUGCGCCGGAAGCUAAGGCAUUGAAACCUAGCGGAGUUAUUAGUAACUUUACUAAUUAAAUUCAUAAAAUUAGUAUUAUUUGCAUGUUUGUGUCUUUGUAUAAUGAUAUUUUUUUUCAAAGAAUAAAUAAAUAGAAAAUUACAAUCUAUUGUUAGUAACUUUACUAAUUAAAUUCACAAAACUAGUCUUAUUUGCUUCUUGUGUCUUUGUAUAAUUUUUUUUU
Eruca vesicaria subsp. sativa (arugula) is the source of this 977-nucleotide messenger RNA. Lineage: Eukaryota; Viridiplantae; Streptophyta; Magnoliopsida; Brassicales; Brassicaceae. The record is from the annotation of a GenBank genome assembly.